UGCGGCCCGGAAGGAAGUAACAUCAGCCCCGAAUGUGCCGGAAUCCUGCUGCACCGCUGCGGUGAAGGCGCCCCGGCGACAUCAUGUCUCACUUACCGAUGAAACUGCUGCGCAGAAAGAUCGACAAGCGGAACCUAAAGUUGCGGCAGCGAAACCUAAAGCUACAGGGGGCCUCAGAUGUGAGCCUAUCAGAGACCCAAAAUGGAGAUGUGUCUGAAGAAAUUGUGGAAGCUGGAAAAGUUAAAAAGUCCCUAAAACAGUCUAUGAAUGUGGGCUUGUCAGAAGCCCAAAAUGGAGACAUGGCUAAUGAAACAAUAAAAAACAUUAAAGUUAAAAAAUCCCCAAAGAAGUCUACUGUAUUAACCAAUGGUGAAGCAGCAACACAGUCACCCAAUUCAGAAUCAAAAAAGAAAAAGAAGAAGAAGAAGAGAAAAAUUGUAGAAAAUGCUGGGCCUGAUGCAAAAAAAGCAAAAACCGAAGAUAAAGUGGAAUCUGAAGAAGAAGGUGCUGGAGCUCCUAAAGAAACAGAAAAUAACGUGAAGCAGCCAGAUGAUGAUGACAAUGACAAUGAAGUGCCCACGUUGCCCCUGGGACUGACAGGAGCUUUUGAGGAUACUUCAUUUGCAUCCCUAACUAACCUCGUCAAUGAAAACACUCUAAGGGCGAUAAAAGAAAUGGGCUUUACGAACAUGACUGAAAUUCAACAUAAAAGUGUCAGACCACUUCUGGAAGGCAGAGAUCUUCUAGCAGCUGCGAAGACAGGCAGUGGCAAAACCCUGGCAUUUCUCAUCCCUGCUAUUGAACUCAUUGUUAAGUUAAAAUUCAUGCCCAGGAAUGGAACAGGAGUCCUUAUUCUCUCACCUACUAGGGAGCUGGCCAUGCAGACAUUUGGUGUGCUUAAGGAGCUAAUGACCCACCACGUCCACACAUAUGGGUUGAUAAUGGGGGGCAGUAACAGAUCUGCUGAAGCACAGAAACUUGUUAAUGGGAUCAACAUCAUCGUGGCCACGCCAGGUCGACUCCUGGACCAUAUGCAAAAUACCCCAGGGUUUAUGUAUAAAAACCUACAGUGUCUUGUUAUUGAUGAGGCUGAUCGUAUCUUGGAUGUUGGGUUUGAAGAGGAAUUAAAGCAAAUUAUUAAACUUCUGCCAGUACGCAGACAGACCAUGCUCUUUUCUGCCACACAAACUCGAAAAGUUGAAGACCUGGCAAGAAUUUCUUUGAAAAAGGAGCCAUUGUAUGUUGGUGUUGAUGAUGAUAAAACUAAUGCAACAGUGGAUGGGCUUGAGCAGGGAUAUGUUGUUUGUCCCUCUGAAAAGAGAUUCCUUCUGCUCUUUACAUUCCUUAAGAAGAACCGAAAGAAGAAAAUGAUGGUAUUCUUUUCAUCCUGUAAAUCUGUGAAAUACCACUACGAGUUGCUGAACUACAUCGAUUUGCCUGUCUUGGCCAUUCAUGGAAAACAGAAGCAAAAUAAGCGGACGACCACCUUCUUCCAGUUUUGCAAUGCAGAUUCAGGGACACUGUUGUGUACAGAUGUGGCAGCUCGAGGGCUGGAUAUUCCUGAAGUUGACUGGAUUGUUCAGUAUGACCCUCCAGAUGACCCUAAGGAAUAUAUUCAUCGUGUGGGUAGAACAGCCAGAGGCCUAAAUGGAAGAGGACAUGCCUUGCUCAUUUUGCGCCCAGAGGAAUUGGGUUUCCUUCGUUAUUUGAAGCAGUCCAAGGUUCCAUUAAGUGAGUUUGAGUUUUCUUGGUCCAAAAUUUCUGACAUCCAGUCUCAGCUUGAGAAAUUGAUUGAAAAGAACUACUUCCUUCAUAAGUCAGCCCAGGAAGCAUAUAAGUCAUACAUUCGAGCAUAUGAUUCCCAUUCUCUGAAACAAAUCUAUAACGUCAAUAACUUAAAUUUGCCUCAGGUUGCUCUGUCUUUCGGUUUCAAGGUGCCUCCUUUUGUUGAUCUGAAUGUGAACAGCAACGACGACAAACGGAAAAAGAGAGGAGGAGGUGGCGGAUUCGGCUACCAGAAAGCCAAGAAAAUUGAGAAGUCCAAAAUCUUCAAAAACAUUAGCAAGAAAUCAUCUGACAGAAGGCAGUUCUCUCACUGAAGACACACCUUCCUUUCAUCCUGAAUAACUUUGUCCUUAAAUGGAGUAUUUUCCCUUGCUCUAGCAAAUGAACUUACUUCCAUGAUGUGUACUGAUCUAAUAUGAGUAUUAAUUAACUUCAGUUGCAAGUACUGAGCACUCUUUAUUUCCAGCAUAUCUCUUUUUUUUUGGGCAGAAAACAGUUCAGUUUUUCUUGAUUUCCCAAGGGCAAAGCAAGGGAAAUUUUAGUCUUUGUUGUAAUGAUACAGUAUUUUAAUUUAAAAUCUUUUUUUCCCCAAAUUUCACGUCAUUGUUGUUAAUAGAAUUUUUUCUGUACCUUUCUUUCCUGGUGCCUAAAAAUUUUUAUGCAAAGAUGUCUAUACUAACUCACUGGAAAAGGCAGGUGAGAGAGGGUGUACUGGGGAGGUGGUAGUAAUGCAGAAGAUAGUCUUGGUUUAUUUUUUGGUUUUGGUUGUUUCUUUGGACUUUCACAGCAGUUCUUGAUCCUUUCUGGAAAUGCUGCAGUAUAAAAAGGCAGAGAGCUUUGGGAAAUAACUUGGAAACACUUCAGGUUAAAGGUGGUAUCCAUUUUUAUAUACUGUCUGCUAUUUGAAUAAAGCACUCCUUGCAGUCUUUACAACGGGGGAGAAAAUAUGGCCUUUUGAGCCUGUUUUAUACCAAUAUAGGUGUAUUGUAUUGUUCUAUAUUUGGUAACUUUGCCAAGACCCUUUUUUAAAAAACAAUAAUUUGAAAUUAACAUUCAAAUUUGUUAAUUUCAAGCUAGUUUGGAUUAUGGUACUUUUGACUUUGUGGAGUAAACAGCAAGAUUGGGUAUCAGUAGACUCGUAGCAAAGCCAUGAAAUAGUCAUUGCUCUGCAAACAUUCAUGGUAGUGUCUUUGUGAGAAAAAUUACCUCUUUCCAGAAUCCAUGAAACAAAAAUAGAUUGGCAAUGAAUGUUAAAAAUGAAGGAAGGUCAGCAAAAACCAGCAAAGUCAGUGGUUUAGUCAGGUGGAUUUUCUGUUGUAAGAGUACUUGAUUUCUGGUGAGUUUUAUGUCCUGUGGUAGUUCUAUUUUGUAGCAGUUCAAAACCAAAAGUUGCUAGCGUCAUUUUGCUAUUAUGCCAGGUUAUGUUCAUAGAGUCCUAUGAAACAAGUACACUGAGAGCGACAGGUGUAGGGCACACAGUCUUACACAUAGCAUUCCAACAGGAAGACAAGAGAGCAGUGUGCCGCAUCUGGGCUUGACCACGGGUGCCGGACCUGGCCCUGUCUUCCUGGGGAUCAGACACAGGCUGCUGGGCUCCCAGGUCCUGGCUUUUAAUAACUUUCCCUCCAGUGGCUUGUUUUGUUUGUUUAUUUCAGAAAUAAUCAUGUUUCAAAGAAGAUACAAAAGCAAAAGGGCAAAUAUUUAAUCAUUGAACAGAACUGAAUACUGUUGAUAUUUGGGUAUUUAACUGUACAGUUUUUUCUAGGCAUACUGAUACUUUCAACUUUUUUUUUAACCUGAAGUUACCCUCUACCCAUUACUUUGUAAUAACCAACAUAUUUCUUAAUGUGUAUUUUCCCAUGUCAUUAAAU
Messenger RNA from Choloepus didactylus (southern two-toed sloth), 3656 nucleotides. It is a transcript of the gene DDX18, whose product is annotated as DEAD-box helicase 18. Gene Ontology annotation, biological process: maturation of LSU-rRNA from tricistronic rRNA transcript (SSU-rRNA, 5.8S rRNA, LSU-rRNA). Gene Ontology annotation, molecular function: RNA helicase activity; ATP binding; nucleic acid binding. Bases 84 to 2099 code for a protein of 671 amino acids. The record is from RefSeq and is a predicted model, not a curated record. The transcript has 14 exons. Gene Ontology annotation, cellular component: nucleolus. NCBI's taxonomy places the organism in Eukaryota, Metazoa, Chordata, Mammalia, Pilosa, Megalonychidae.